CAGAGAAGUGCAAAGAGGAAAGAGGAUGACUUCGAAGUCGCGUACCUGCAUUCCAACAACUUUGUUUUCAAAAGAAAGCAAACAGCACCCAAAACGAAGCAUCUUUUCCUUUGGAAAGUUGUUUCAUUACUUUUGGAUUUUUCAGGAACGGUUUAUUUGCCUUUCGGGAAAUUCAUUAGAUCUUUGGACUUCGUACUGUACAAGGUAGCCUGCAAAGUUCAGUGCGCCAUUGAACCGGUCUUCAUUUCUGGCUUUUCUACAUUUACCUUGCAUUCAUUUAAACUAUUCCUAUAUUUACUAUUGAUACAUUCGUAUCUCUUGCCUUGAAAACAUAUUCCAGGAUUUACGAGCUUUCUUCUCUUUACUGUUGCUUCUGUAGUACACAAGCUUGUCAUCCUAUACACUCUUUCUUUUUUGAAGAAUAUAACAUCAUCUUGUAUCUAAAAUCGUACUCUUUCCUCGGCUAGACAUAAGUUGUUAUUCAAAGAUUACUUUUUAUUUGCGAAGUCAAUACUAGUAACACAAUUAGUUGUGGUUUCACUUCUUUAAUAUGAAUUUGGCCCGAUUACUUUCACGAAGAGCUAAAUAUCUGAGCAUUUUUGUCGUGAUUUUGCUUCUUUUUUGUCUAUAUUCCUUUAAAUCACUGACAUAUGCUUCUUCUAAACGAAACAGUUUUCAAGCACCUGUUCAAUCCAAAAAUCCGAUCCAAAAGGAUCCCAAUUCUAUCUUGAUGCUUGUGUUAAGCAACGAUCAAAUUUCGGAUAAUCCCAAGUUCCUCGACAAGCUUCUUUCUGACAGAAACGAGUACGCUCAGCGUCAUGGUUACCAGUUCAUACACAAAAAGGCUCACGAAAUUGAGCGUAAAUAUGGAAGUAAAAACACGUGGAGUCUCGUCACUGCAAUCAGGGAGACGUUAUACGAACAUCCUGAGGCUUCUUGGAUUUGGGUGUUAGAUCCAAGAGCUGUUAUAAUGAAUACAGGAGAAUCACUUAAAGAGGCUAUAAUGAAUCCGGAGCAACUUGCUAGUAGCUAUCUGCGCAAUCAUGCCGUUGAUCCAUUAAAGCCUCGUAUUCGUACGCGCAACAAAAUGGAUCUUGAAGAUGUUAAACUUAUCACAACAAACGACUAUAAUGGAAUUAGUGUCCGUUCCUUCCUUCUCAAAAACGAUGAUUUUGCUACAUUCUUACUUGAUUCUUGGAAUGAGCCGCUAUUUAAAACAUUCAAAUCAGAAUUAGCUGAAAGAUCUGCUUUGUCUCAUUUAUUAGAAAUUCAUCCUACCAUUAUGAAUCACGUGGCACUUGUUUUUCCUAAAGUUUUAAACUCCUAUACUGAUUCUGCUGUGGACCUGAAUUAUCAAGAAGGAGAUUUCCUAGUGCUCAGCAAUUGCGAGAAUGGAGCAUCUUGCGAGCGCUUCUUUGACACCUAUGUUAAGCAACGAAGACCAUAUAAUCCCAAUAAAAAGAAGCCUUCUAGCUAAUUUAAUUAUGAAGUCUGGAAUAGAAACGUUCUUUAUAGGCAUCUCUGUCUUAUUUAAUCUGUUUACUUUCAAAGGAGUUAAUUAGUCUCAAGAAAACUAUAAUACAUGAAUUAUUUACUUUCACAUAUACUCACUCUUCUUAUUGUCUUCAAUAAAGUCUAAACCU
This is a messenger RNA of Schizosaccharomyces octosporus yFS286, 1643 nucleotides long. Its product is annotated as alpha-1,2-galactosyltransferase. The coding region runs from base 551 to 1477 and encodes 308 amino acids. The record is from RefSeq and is a predicted model, not a curated record. Gene Ontology annotation, biological process: protein N-linked glycosylation. Gene Ontology annotation, molecular function: alpha-1,6-mannosyltransferase activity. NCBI's taxonomy places the organism in Eukaryota, Fungi, Ascomycota, Schizosaccharomycetes, Schizosaccharomycetales, Schizosaccharomycetaceae. The transcript has 2 exons. Gene Ontology annotation, cellular component: Golgi membrane; mannan polymerase complex.